UUUUUAAUCAACGUUAAUUAUAAUAAUUUUCCCCAGGACCUACGGGACCAUAAAGCGGCGCCAAAAUGUGUGAUGAUGAUGCAGGAGCUCUAGUCAUCGACAAUGGAUCCGGUAUGUGCAAGGCUGGAUUCGCUGGUGAUGACGCCCCACGUGCUGUCUUCCCAUCCAUUGUCGGUCGUCCACGCCACCAGGGUGUGAUGGUCGGUAUGGGUCAAAAGGAUGCCUAUGUUGGUGAUGAAGCCCAGUCGAAACGAGGUAUCCUCACCUUAAAGUAUCCAAUUGAGCAUGGUAUCAUCACAAAUUGGGACGACAUGGAGAAGAUUUGGCAUCACACCUUCUACAAUGAGUUGCGCGUGGCUCCAGAGGAACAUCCAGUGCUGCUCACUGAAGCCCCACUGAACCCAAAGUCCAACCGUGAGAAGAUGACUCAGAUCAUGUUUGAGACUUUCGCUUCGCCAGCAGUCUAUGUUGCCAUUCAGGCUGUCCUCUCUCUGUAUGCUUCCGGUCGUACAACUGGUAUCGUUUUGGAUUCUGGUGAUGGUGUCUCCCACACUGUCCCUAUCUAUGAAGGUUAUGCUCUGCCUCAUGCCAUCCUUCGUAUGGACUUGGCCGGUCGUGAUCUGACUGACUACCUGAUGAAGAUCCUGACUGAGCGAGGAUACUCUUUCACCACCACUGCUGAGCGUGAAAUCGUUCGUGAUAUAAAGGAAAAGCUGUGCUACGUCGCUCUGGACUUCGAGCAGGAAAUGCAAGCUGCUGCUGCCACUUCUUCAUCGGAGAAGUCUUAUGAACUUCCCGAUGGUCAGGUCAUCACCAUCGGUAACGAGCGUUUCCGUGCCCCAGAGGCUCUCUUCCAGCCUUCCUUCCUUGGAAUGGAAUCGACUGGUAUCCACGAGACUGUCUACAACUCGAUCAUGCGCUGUGAUGUCGACAUUCGUAAGGAUCUGUACGCCAACAGUGUCUUGUCUGGUGGUACCACCAUGUAUCCAGGUAUUGCUGAUCGUAUGCAGAAGGAAAUUACUUCCUUGGCUCCAUCCACCAUCAAGAUUAAGAUCAUUGCCCCACCAGAACGUAAAUACUCCGUCUGGAUCGGUGGAUCCAUUCUGGCUUCCCUGUCUACCUUCCAGGCCAUGUGGAUCUCCAAGCAAGAAUACGAUGAAGGUGGCCCAGGAAUUGUCCACCGCAAGUGCUUCUAAGCUAACAAAUGAACUCACCACAACAAGCCAUUGCCAAUGAAAGCGACAACAGCAACAGCAAAAUAAACCAAUUUAAACUGAUUCGGCUACCACCGACAAUCGGAAUCAGCUUGCAUCGAACAUAAAAUCACGUUAUCCAAUGUUACUGUCAUCCGGCUCAGACAAAUCGUUACUUUCUCUUGUUCAACACCUACACACUGGAUGAAAGUGUCGAACCGAAAGGACUCGUAUGAUUACCAAGGGGAGCAAACAUCGUUUACCUUGUAGCAAGUCUUCGUGAAGAACGGACAUCUCCAGCGAAUCGCUCAAGCGCUUAACUUGUUUUAGAAGUUUAGUGUGUACCAUAACCCCGUUGAAGAUCUAUACUUAGCACCAUUACCACCUUUAUGUGUUCAACCAACCAAAAAUGAAAGGCUACUGAAAGCGCGACCAGUAUCCGCGAACUAUUCAUCCUGUUUUCUAUUCUGUAAUAUUUAUACAUUUAGUUUCAAAUAAUUUUCAGUAAUAAAACAUUUCAAAAUAUGUUGUAUGAA
Messenger RNA from Ochlerotatus camptorhynchus, 1729 nucleotides. Its product is annotated as actin, indirect flight muscle-like. The transcript is spliced from 2 exons. Bases 66 to 1196 code for a protein of 376 amino acids. The record is from RefSeq and is a predicted model, not a curated record. Lineage: Eukaryota; Metazoa; Arthropoda; Insecta; Diptera; Culicidae. Gene Ontology annotation, biological process: mitotic cytokinesis.